UCUGGUGAACGGUUCGUAACUUGAGGAAAACGGGCAAUGAGGAAUAUAGGCUCAGCUCACAGUUUCACGCUGACUUUCUGCUGGACUGGUGAUACUCUGUCAAUAAUAGCCUUUUAAGUAAUUACAGAGCACCUUGUGUAUUUUUGAGCCAUGCGGAGGGAUUCUUCUGUCACUAAAAUGUUGCCACUUAAAACUCACGAUACAAUCUCUGCAGUACAGACAGGCAGAUGAAAGAGGAUGUAGUAUGAAAUAAAAUUUAGAGGUGAAUAUAGGGAAACCAACACUCUGGGUGCAAAGGGCAAGGUGUAUCAGCGGUGAAAUGGAGUGCUAGCACAGCUGUAUUGUGUCUCUGUGAAAGGGUCGUUAGAGCAUCCCUCCUGAGUCUGACUGGGUUUUCGUUCUAUCUUUUUUCUGGGAUCUGUCUCCUAAUUUUUAACAAGUUCUCAUUGUGAGGGAAUUGGUUUGACCUGGGGGCUGAGCGAGGUACUCCUGCAAAACGCCUACUCGUGAUGAUUCCGCCAUCUGCAACAACCCCUGUCAGCGAUGCUGCGCUCUUGCCAAGUGUGGCUUCUCAGGAAAUCUGGAGGUCACAAGUUCCAGGCUAUUCUGGAUCAGUCACACGGCACAUAAGUCAUCGGGCCAACAACUUCAAGAGACAUCCGAAAAGGAGAAAACGCAUUCGUCCUUCGCCACCACCACCGCCAAAUACUCCAUGUCCUAUUGAUUUGAUUGACUUUGGGGAUCUCCAGCCUCAGAGGUCUUUCCUAGAACUCCUCUUUAAUGGGUGCAUUCUCUUUGGGCUCGAGUUCAGCUAUGCCAUGGAAACAGCCUAUGUUACUCCUGUGCUGCUUCAGAUGGGGCUUCCAGACCAACUGUAUGGAAUGGUGUGGUUCAUCAGCCCUAUAUUAGGAUUCUUGCUACAGCCUUUGCUGGGGGCCUGGAGUGACAGAUGCACAUCAAGAUUUGGGAGGAGAAGACCCUUCAUUCUGGUCUUAGCAGUAGGAGCAUUGCUUGGGCUCUCGCUUAUGUUGAACGGCAAAGAUAUAGGGAGUGCCUUGUCUGACACUGCAAAUAACCACAAAUGGGGGAUCAUUCUUACGGUCUGUGGUGUUGUCCUCAUGGACUUCAGCGCAGAUUCAGCAGACAAUCCCAGUCAUGCCUACAUGAUGGAUGUGUGCAGCCCAGUGGAUCAAGACAGGGGCCUCAACAUCCACGCUUUGUUAGCAGGUCUUGGAGGUGGCUUUGGUUAUGUUGUUGGAGGAAUACACUGGGAUAAAACCAGUUUUGGAAAAGCUGUGGGAGGGCAACUUCGCGUCAUCUAUAUCUUCACCUCAGUUAUACUGACUAUCACUACUGUGCUGACUCUAAUUAGCAUUCCAGAAAGACCCUUAAGGUCCUUUAGCAGGAAGAAAAAGGUGAUGAAGAGUCCAAGUCUUCCCCUCCCUCCUUCUCCACCUUUCUUCUUUGAGGAGGGUGUAAAUGAAAGCAUUGCUUCUCAUAACUCAGCUCAUUUAUAUUCAAGUUUUACGAGUCCCGUUUCCCCCCUCAGCCCACUCACGCCCAAAUACGGCAGUUUUGUCAGCAGAGACAAUUCCUUGACAGGAAUUAAUGAGUUUGCAUCAUCAUUUGGGACUUCAAAUAUUGACAGUGUGCUUAUAGACUGUUUUACAAGCGGGCACAGUAGUUAUUUAGCACUUCCAGCUAGCUUGCCCAGGCAGCCUAUCAGUGUCAGCUUCCCUCAUGUGCCUGAUGGCUGCUACCAAGGAGAAAACGGAGUUCUGGAGCAAGGGGAGAGCAGCAUAAUGCCAGGGCCUGACGGCGAGGCCCUAAGGGUGGGCUCACUGGAUGCGAUAAAGCCACGGUCGCCAGGGAUCCUGAAAAGACCUCAGACCUUGGCCAUUCCAGAUAUCGUAACGGGACACUGUCCAGAAAAUAGCAGACGAAGAAAUGUAACCUUCAGCCAACAGGUUGCUAAUAUCUUGCUGAAUGGUGUUAAGUAUGAGAGCGAGCUGAACGGAUCAGGCGAGUCCUCUGAGCAACCACUCUCCAUGAAACUUCUUUGUUCGACCAUCUGCCAGAUGCCCAAGGCUCUUCGUAACCUCUGCAUCAACCACUUCCUAGGAUGGCUGUCAUUUGAGGGGAUGUUACUCUUCUACACUGACUUCAUGGGAGAAGUAGUGUUUCGAGGGAAUCCAAAAGCGCCUCACAACUCAGAUGAGUAUCAGAAGUACAACGCUGGGGUCACCAUGGGCUGCUGGGGAAUGUGCAUCUAUGCAUUCAGUGCUGCUUUCUAUUCAGCUGCGCUGGAGAAGCUGGAGGAGCGGUUCAGCACACGGACGCUGUACUUUGUGGCAUAUUUGGCCUUCGGGCUGGGCACGGGGCUGUCCACGCUCUCCAGAAAUGUCUAUGUGGUGCUGUCACUGUGCGCUACCUACGGCAUCCUCUUCGCCACGCUCUGCACGCUGCCCUACUCCCUGCUCUGCGACUACUACCAGAGCCACGAGUUCAUAGGCUCGCAGGCGGAGGGCAUGCGGCGCGGGAUGGGCGUUGACAUCUCCCUGCUGAGCUGCCAGUACUUCCUGGCACAGAUCCUCGUGGCCCUGGCCAUGGGACCGCUGACGGCAGCUGUGGGCAGCGCCAGCGGCGCCAUGUACUUCGCCAGCCUGGUGUCCUUCCUGGGCUGUCUCUUCUCAUCCCUCUGCGUCACCUACGAGUCACCACCCACUGAGGAGCUGCCGCCCGCCGAGGAGCAGCGUCCGCUCUUGCCCCACACGCGGAAUGAAUAAACAGAAGCCGCCACAGCCUCUGCUGCCUCACUGCGUUGCCCUUGGUCUCCCCAUCAUGGUGCGAUGGGCUCACACACCCCUGGGAUGGCAGCAGUGGGCAUGGCAAAUGGCAAGAAGGUCUGUGCUGGCUUCACCAAGCUUUCCUCUGCCCAUGGGAGGGCAAGGGGUGAGUCGGUGGCGCCUGGCACCAGUCAUCAAUCCCCUGAGGUGUCAAGGGCCCUUCUGUGACCCUGGGGCUGCAGCAACAGGAAGCAGCGGUGUCAGUGUGGGGCUGUUCUCUCCAGCUGCCCCGUCGUUCCUUGGGGGAUGAGUGGCAUUGUCCGGCCUGAGGCAGGGGACCUGAAAGUCUGGUGCCUGGGCAGGGCGGUAGUGAGCUGCGGGCACCGCUACUGCAGGAGCGCUGGGGCUGCAGCACUCCGCCAGCUGCGUGGGCAGAAGGUGCCAUCUCAUGGCCAGGGAGAAAGCCCUGGUCCUCGGUCAUCGAGGUUAGUGGUGACUCUUGCGAGGCCUCAGGGAGCAGCAGGGCCAACCUGCAGGUCCCAGCCUCUGCCCAUGGUAGACCCGGCUCUGGAGAGUGCUUUUGACAACUUUGGAAAGGCUGAGAGUGACUGAUCUUGCUCAGGUGGUGUAAAGUGCUAUGGCCAGGCUCCUGGGUGUGCAGAGCUCCCACCGGCAGAAUUGCUCCACAGAGGCACUGUGGGGUGAAACCGCAGCGGCCUGGUUCCCAGACCUCACUCUGUAGGUUCUGGCUGUGGCCUACAGUGAUGGUUGCUAAUACGCAUGUAUUUCCUUCCACAUUAGACUUAACUAAGACUACAAGGGCUUGUGAUGAUUUAGCAGGAGGAUGGGUAGUUGUUCGUAACCCAGCUUUGGGGAGAAGGGUCUUUUUGCAUGAAUUGCCCUUGAGCAGAAGCUUACUCUCAAAGUUAGGUUGAGAAUUUAAUAAAAACAAUUUGUGUGAAAGCCUGCAGCGCAUCACCCAUGCUUUUCAUAAAGUUGUACCUUCUGAUGUUUUAAAAUCUGCAUGGUGAUUGGUGAUUAAGUACUUUUCAGCUAGAGCUGCAUCUUCUGGGUCUCACUGAAACUAGUAAAAGGGCUUUGGGUUUCAUUAUCUGAGAGAAUUAAUUAUUUUGAUUUUUGGAAGGUCAUAACUGUGUGAGAUCUCAUAGAAAUUCCAGUUAAGCCCAGGAGUCUUUUGAGAACCAAGAUGACAACUGAAAUCCAGUUAAAAUUAUUUCUGUGAUCCCUGUCAGCCUGCAUCUGUGUUUGGGUAGGCAGCCAAGGUUUACUGAGCCUGAUGGGCAUUUUGGUGUUUACGCGUGCUGUGCAUGGCAUUCUUGUAGAGGUUAUUUUUGCUCACCUGAUCCAGAAGGGUUUUCUCUGGAGCAUCAGUCCUUUUAAAUGAGUUGUACUUGACUGUUCACCUGUUUAUUCUGAUGCUUGAUCUAUGAUGCCAAGAUGAAAUAACUUGUUUAAUCUUUAGCCGUUGUGGCUUACUGUACUCCAGUGCUGCAAGCAUAAUGCACGACUUGUAAGAGCCUCUUGUUUUUAUCCUCUGUCCCUGAGUAUUACUUUUUUAAUUAUAAUUUGAGAAGCAAGUUUCAUGAGAUUCAGUAUUUACUUAAAUGGAGGAACGCUACUGAAGUUACAAAGUCAAGCCCUCAGAGGUAAAGGACCGUCACACUGAUGAGUCUAUUCAUCUUUCUUUUUUUCCUUUGGGCUUACGUAGUGUCAUAUCUGCAGGAGUAUCUGUGAUGUGCCGUUUCCUUAAUUACAGAACAGCUGUCUCCAAGAAUGGUCAGGAUUAAACUGAAACAAAAUAGCAUGAGAUACCGUACAUUUGGCGCUUCUUAUUUCUGACAAUCUAAAGACUUGACUUUGGAGAAUUUCUCUUUUCUUGUUGGUCUGCUGCGUAACCUUAAUUUCCCUUCCUUAUCGAACUUUUAAACUUAAAUAUUUUUUUUGGUCUCACUACCUAAUGCAGUACUAGUUCUUAAAAUGUUUUCUCCUCUUUUUAGCCAGCAUUACUGCACUAGAUGGAUCUUGAGCACGUUCUUUUUCUAGGUAGCUGGAGUUCCAGAUCAUUUUGUUGCAAGCAAGAAUCUUCAAAAGAUUCACAGAAUAGAUGAAAUCAAUGUGUUUGGUAAUGUUUGUCUCUGCUUCCAUCUGUAAAUAAUAUUAUGAAAUACAUUUAUGUAUAGUUACAAAACUAUUGCUAUGCCCAUAUGCAUUGUCCAAUAGAAUAUAUAUUACAUUUUCUAUCUUACGGGAUAUGGACUUUAUUUUGCGUAUGUAUUUAUGUAGUGUUUACAUACAUAGUACUUUGAAGUCAGCAUCAAUGUAUGUCAUUUUGGGGCUCUGGGCAAUACCGGUGGUGUCUGGAAAAAGCCCAGAGCAUGCCACCAUCACGCAGAGUUGGAAGUUACACCAAAUCCGUAGAAAUGAGGCACUGCUUACUUGCUUAUUCUCUUCCUUUGUCAUACAGCUUGUGUUUUACAAAAAUUACUGUAUGUGGUCACUGUUGAAAUGUGAACUGCAAAGUGAUGCUUACCUUUUGGAAUCCAAAUGCUUCAAAUAUUCUGUCUAAAUCCGCAAGCUGCUGUUUAGAAGUAAGAUGCAUGAGUUUAGGCAGGAAAGUGAUUUUAUGCUGCGCUGUAGUUUAAUCUCUUCAGCAGUGCCUAAAGGCUAAUUUUGAUUAAGUCUUUAUCAUUAAAAGUUGCUUGAUGGCAAUUAUUUGUGGAUGGUCAUAAAUGUAUUUAUAACACAUACGCAGAAGUAGGGAAAAUGGGGAGAAGGACGGAGAAAGCACCUAAUAAUUGUCUCGUGUUUCUAAUUAAGCUAGCUGUAACCAUUUCACUGUGUGUCUGCAGUUCACUUGACCUCUGCUGUGUCUCUCAAAAAAAGACAACUUACCGAUUUUUGGAAUUUCUGCUGUAUCUUUGAAUGAAGACAAUAAGUCUUUUCAAGAAUCAAAUCGAGUAAAAUUGCAUGACUAUAUACAGAAAAAAAGGAUAUUGGGAAUUAUUUGGAAAGAGUUGUCUAGACAAUUUAUUUCCUACUAACAAGUUGUUAGUCAUCUUGUACUCUGUAGAUUUUAUUAAAAAAAUAUUCUGUCUUUGGGUAAAAGGUGGCUUUCCUAAUGUAAUGUAUAUUCUCCCUCCCUCAGACUGAAAGACAGGGAGAGAUUUUUUAGAUGCCAUUACCAUAACAACGCUCAGUGAAUUGCUUUAAGUACAGUAAACAUCUUGAGAAUUCUAUGACUGCUGGAGCUGAAAUGCCAAGGGCGAUCUCCAGCAUCUGUUUAAUUUAUCUAAAUUGACAUUUUUCAUACUGCUGGUCGUUAAGACGUAAUGAUUCAUUUAGCCUAGCUUUUCUGCUGGGAAGGUUUUUGUUGAUGUGCACUAAUGAAAUGACUGCAGCCACUUUCCAUUGCAGUUCCUCUGGGCCAGGCUGCUGCUUCUAUAGCAGGGUCAGUGGAAGGGAAGGUGCUAGUGAGAGUGUGCCUUUGUUUAAUGUGGCAAAUUUCAGGCUGCAACACUCAAGACAACAGCAAAAGUUGUAGGGCAGCAGCAGGAGGACAGACUAGAGUUCUUUUACUAGAAUCCUUAGUUUUGUUGGUUUCGCUGUCCAUGCUGUCUCCUAAUGGUCUGAAGGUUCUGGGAAGGCAGUGUUCUACACUGUAUGAGUUCUUUGUGUUAAAAGCUGUGCCAACGUGCUCUCCCUCUCAUAUAUCCCGUGUGGAAAUGCUAAGUGCAUGGAAUAAUGAGAAUUUUUAGUGUAUGCAGCUUAUGCCUAAUGUCCCCACCGAGUGGUAUCCAAGGAGUUUUACUUUAGAUCUGAAAGGCAACAGCAUAGUCCAGUACCCAAGUAGCACUGAUAGUUAACAGUAAACAAAGGGGAGACUGCUUCAUCAGCUUGCCCAGCCUAUGGAAUACAGAAGUUUUCCUGCAGCAGGAAGAAAGCAGGCAACGAGUAAUGUUAAUCAGAUGAAUUCAGAUGUGAAGCAUGCACAGAGUAGGAGUCUGCAGACCGAGGAGCAGGCUGCAAUGGGGAUGAUGCAGUAUUCACCAUGUAUAUAAGCUGUAUGUCAGCUUUUUUGUUUUGUUUUUGCUUU
Molecule: messenger RNA, 6900 nt
Organism: Athene cunicularia (burrowing owl)
Lineage: Eukaryota; Metazoa; Chordata; Aves; Strigiformes; Strigidae
Gene: SLC45A1
Product: solute carrier family 45 member 1
Exons: 9
Coding region: 510-2786 (758 amino acids)
Biological process (GO): transmembrane transport
Cellular component (GO): membrane
Molecular function (GO): sucrose:proton symporter activity
Source: RefSeq, a predicted model, not a curated record